Molecule: messenger RNA, 1428 nt
Organism: Malus domestica (apple)
Lineage: Eukaryota; Viridiplantae; Streptophyta; Magnoliopsida; Rosales; Rosaceae
Source: RefSeq, a predicted model, not a curated record
AGUUUGUGCGUGUGUGUAUAUAUAUUUAUUUUCUUUCCUCCCUUUCUUCUUUCUGCACACACAAACAAACCCACAUAAAAUUGAAAAAAAAUUUCUUUCUCCCCCUUCUCUCUAUCGCCACCCUCUUCUGCUUCUUCCUCUCUCUGCGCAAAAACCAGGAGAAGCAAAAAACCGACAGUGACAACACUAUGAGUUCCCCUGCUGACGACGGUCAAGACGGCUGGGUCAAGCUCGCCAUGAAUGACGAGGCGGCGGUCGUCGACCUUCUUCUCCGCCUCAAGCACGCCGCGCCGCCUUCGCCGUCGAAGCGCAGUAGUACUCACGGCUUUCCGACUUUGCGGUGGAGCGUAAGGCAGCGCCGUUCCAGGAACGUGCCACGUAACCAUCAUGCCGACGACGUCGCUGCCGAGGGAAGAAAGAGCAAGAAGGGUGAGUCGAGCGGCGCCAGGGCCAGCCCCACCACGCCUCUUUCAUGGAACGGGGCCACUUCGGUUAGCGGCGGCGGUGGCUGCGUCGACGGUUCAGAAGAAUCCAGCAAGCCGCUUAAGCCGACCGAUACCGCGAGAUCUAAGGUUGCUGUUAGAAGUGAAUUAACCAUCUUCAAGAGGCCAAGAAAGAAGAAGACGUUAGCUGAAUUAAAAGAGGAGGAAAGUCUGCUGUUGAAGGAAAGAAGAAAUUUGAAAAAUGAAUUGGCAGUGCUACGCCUCACCGUUGAGAAGCAAAGGGCCACAAAUGAAAGCUUGAAAAAAGUGAAGCUUGAGUUGCAAUUGCCGCAGACAAAAAUGAAAGCUACGACACUUGUACUGUCUGGUGAAGCCAUUUGGCAACAAAAUGAGCAAAUAAAUGCAGUUGGCUACACUACUCCGAUAAUGACAACAAGUGCUCAUUGCAAUAACGCUGGCACUUCACAAAGCUCCUGUCCUUCAAAUGUUUCUUCCAAGGGACAACAAGAGGUUGGGAGCCGAGACACUGCCUUUUCACUACCUGAUCUGAACCUUCCAUUUGGAGAGGACUCUAGCUCUGAGGUUUUAUAUUGAAUGAGCUGAGAAGAUUCAGACGGGUACUAGUGUUCAGUUUUUCCAACCACGCGGCGCCAAAAUCUGCAGUCCAUCCUCCGUUCCUAACUGUAUUUUAGGUUGACAAACUGUUAAGUGUAAGUAUAAAAGCCAGUCUCCUCUGCCGCUUCUUGAACUGAGUGCGGCGGGUGUUAUUUUGAUUCUCCAUAGAUGAAAAUACUGAGGGUAGUGUAGAUAUCCUAAGUUCUAGUUCUUUGGGAGCCCGCAUCCCUUUCCCUCUAUUUUUUCCGUGUCAUUAUAAUUUUAUUUUUCGGAAACAUCUACUGCUUAAUUAGUUUAAUCACUCCGUAUUGUAUUAAUGAUCUAUUAUCUGUCAUAAACUAGUAUUCAUUCUAUUUUAUUUUUCGUCUUA